Messenger RNA from Cuscuta epithymum, 1808 nucleotides. The record is from the annotation of a GenBank genome assembly. NCBI's taxonomy places the organism in Eukaryota, Viridiplantae, Streptophyta, Magnoliopsida, Solanales, Convolvulaceae.
GUUUAAAAACAAGCCAUAUGACCUGUUUGACCUCUUUAGUGUAUUUGAAUUUUAAUAUAAAAGGAGCCCGGAUGCGCCUCAACUGUAUAAAUAAAAGUUCCACCUACUUUUUUUCUCCCCCAUCUAACAUAGUCAAAACCCCAUCAUUUCUCUCAAUUUCUAUAUUAUUCCUUAGAUUGAUUCAACUCAAACCCAAACAUGGCUGGUGAAAUCCCGGAGGAGGCAACGGCGGCCGGGAAAGUCAAAGUGCUGACCAAAAGCUACGUGAAGCCGAGGAAGGCGGUGGGCAGGAAUGAGUGCCAAUUGGUCACCUUUGACCUCCCUUACUUGGCCUUUUUUUACAACCAAAAAUUACUCAUUUACCGCGGCGGUGAGUUUGAGGAGGUGGUGGAGAAGUUGAAGGACGGUUUGGCGGCGGUGUUGGAAGACUUUUACCAGCUGGCCGGGAAGCUCGGGAAAGACGAGGAAGGGGUGUUUAGGGUGGAGUACGACGACGACAUGGACGGCGUCGAGGUGGCGGUUGCGGCGGCGGAUGCGGUGGAGGUGGCGGAUCUCAUUAAUGAGGAAGGGACCGCCGUGUUCAAGGACUUGAUCCCCUACACUCACAUCUUGAACAUUGAAGGCCUUCAUCGCUCACUUCUUGCCUUGCAGCUCACCAAACUCAAGGAUGGACUCGCGAUUGGAUUGGCAUUCAAUCACGCGGUGCUAGACGGUAUGUCCACGUGGCAUUUCAUGAGCUCAUGGGCAGAGAUAUGCCGUGGGGCCAACUCCAUCUCGGUCCCACCCUUCCUCGACCGCACAAAGGCUCGACAAACCAAAGUCAAGCUCAACCUAUCCAAGCCAUCCGACGCCCCAGAACACGCCAAAUCAGCACCGGUCAACGGUGACGUCACGGACCCUAAACCGGGCCCACAGCUCCGGGAGAAAGUCUUCAAAUUCUCCGAGUCAGCAAUCAACAAGAUCAUAGCAAAAGUCAACGCCGGCGCGCUACCAUCGGACGGCACAAAAAAGCCCUUCUCCACAUUCCAGUCCCUCUCCACGCACGUGUGGCACGCGGUGACACGCGCCCGGGAACUCAAGCCGGAAGACUACACCGUCUUCACGGUGUUCGCCGACUGCCGCAAGCGCGUCGACCCCCCGAUGCCGGAGAGCUACUUCGGGAACCUGAUACAGGCGAUUUUCACGGUGACUGCCGCCGGAGCUCUGCUCGGGAGCCCGCCCGAGUUCGGGGCGGGCUUGAUACAGAAAGCGAUCGAGUCGCAUGACGCGAAGGUGAUCAACGGGCGUAACGAGGAGUGGGAGAAGGACCCGAAGAUUUUCGAGUUUAAGGAUGCGGGGAUGAACUGUGUGGCGGUCGGGAGCUCGCCGCGGUUCAAGGUCUACGAGGUCGACUUCGGGUUCGGGACGCCGGAGAGCGUGAGGAGUGGGUCCAACAACAGGUUUGACGGGAUGCUGUAUUUGUACCAAGGCAAAAGUGGCGGGAAAAGCAUUGACGUGGAGAUCACGUUGGAGGCGGGUGCUAUGGAGAAGCUGGAGAAGGAUGCAGAAUUCUUGGUGCACUAGAUGGAUGAUGAUGACAAUUAUUAUUAUUAUGAUCAUUUUUAUGACAAUUAUUAUUGCUCUAUAAUAAAUUACUCCGUAAUUAAUCAAUUCUGUAUAAUAAUCAUUGAAGUUGAUCGUAGAGGACGCCGGCUCUAACAUAUAAUUAGUAGAACACCUUAUUAUAUUAUUAUUGCUAUUGGAUAAUUUUAUUAUUAUUAUUAUUAUUUUAUACUUGUUCAUUUUUUAAUGGAAAGUACUUAUAAUAA